Molecule: messenger RNA, 5595 nt
Organism: Nannizzia gypsea CBS 118893
Lineage: Eukaryota; Fungi; Ascomycota; Eurotiomycetes; Onygenales; Arthrodermataceae
Exons: 4
Coding region: 1-5595 (1864 amino acids)
Biological process (GO): transcription initiation at RNA polymerase III promoter; 5S class rRNA transcription by RNA polymerase III
Cellular component (GO): transcription factor TFIIIC complex
Molecular function (GO): DNA binding
Source: RefSeq, a predicted model, not a curated record
AUGGCUGCAAGUUUAAAGGAUUUGAUCGAAUACUUGCUGGAGGAGAUAUCUUUACGCGGUGAUCAAGGCGUGCCUCCAGUACAAGUCCUUGCGUUUAUUGAUGAAUUCUACGUGCUGCGGCGCCAGAAGAAUACUCUUAAUGGAACUGUAACACGUCGUAUACCCAAUCUUGACAGACGGUUCAAAUCCAGGGUCUGGACGUGGCUUACUGAGCACCCUGAAGUAUCAGUUGGCAAAGAUAGAAAGGGUAACUCUCUUACCCUGGAUGAUGUGGUGCCUCACUCACAGGAUGAGGGUUCCGGAGCGAUAGCUAUUGACCCGGCGCUAAGGCCGGCCUCCAGUCGUCAGGAAGAUGCUUUCCUUGUAUUUGUGUCGCUGGAGCGAACGUGGCUCUCAAUCACGGGUCAUGAGCCGGAUUCCUCUAGGGUCUUGCCGUUGGAGUUUGCUCUUCUAUCAAUUAUUGCAUCCCGAAAAGAAAAGGGUAUCAUUCAGUCUGACCUGGUACGGCUUAGUGGGCAAGACAAGCGCUCAGUUCCCAAAAGGACUGACUUACUGCAAGAGAAAGGAUAUAUUGAAAAACGAGCCAUACAAUACCAAGCUGCGAGAACAAGCUUGUGUACUCUGAAUAAAUUCGCUGGCCUGGGACCAGGGGAACUCUCUUAUGAACCUUCGUCAACCGUGGAAACUGGCCCAACAUCAACCAUGAACAAGAUAAUAGACUUCACAGUUUUGCGAGAGAAACUCUUCGAGAUGCUGAGGGAGUAUAAAGUUAUCACUCGUAAUGACCUUAAAGAGAAGCUUGGAAUGCAAGAUCGCUGGCACGGGAAGAUACUGAGAAGAGCAAUUCGAAAAUUUGAAGCUAUUGGCUGUGUUCGCCGGGUUCGCGCAGUAUCCCAGUAUUCGAACGCAAUGAAGUCACUACAUCCCUCGGUAAUGUUGAUACGUGAGCCUACAGAAAAGGAUAUCAGACUGUUCCAUGAAGAUAGUAAGGGACUGAUGUCAUCCUUGGAGCAGUUGGACGCAGACUUGGACGAGGAGCAAGGUCAAGAAAUAGUAGUAGACCCUAGCCUGGAGGGUGAUUCUACCAACUACGUCGUUGAUAUCGGCCGGGUUAUUCCUCAAUGGACACCAGAUAGGUCAAUAACUAAUCUGGUUUUCGAUAUCAUUCACCAGGCCGGCACCAGAGGAAUUUCCAAUAACGAUAUCAAUAAACUGACAAUGGGGUCCUUUUUUAGAAAGCCACUGGAGACUGUUCUUUCUCGAUUGACCAGCUCAUGGCAGAGUUCCCAGCCUCUUCACCUUCGGCAUCUAGCCAUUCUCCGCGACACUGCACUCAACAAAACUGUAUAUUAUUAUAUACAUUAUUCAUUCAAUAACUUUUCCUCCCUUGUGAGCCACGGUCAUGCGUCUUGGGAUGCUGUCACUGGAGGACCUAGAUCAGGGAAACGAGUAUUAAAUGCACCCCCAGCCAACGCAAAGGCCAACUUGGACAAAUAUGGCUUUCCAGUCGACAUCUCACAACCCCUACUGAGGAAGGGGAACGCAACCCUUCGUGAAUGCUUAGAGGCCUCUAAACCAUCGAAGUGGCACCUAACGUUCAAUGAUCCUAUCGCAGUCGCUCUCUUGGAUGGCACAUAUUCUGUUGACUUCUUCAGAAAAGGGGGCCUUUCACGAUCAGCUCUCGAACGUGCCCGAGAUGCUGGAGUACUUGAAUCAGAUAACAAUGAACUGCUUCGAUCCAGCUAUCCUAACGGGGUUCAGUGUGAUGACACCUCCCAAUCAACUCCUGGUUCUCGAGAGAGCAUAGAAGUGAUAGGCCAACGGGCAACGAAAAAACAGAAAGUGGUUAUAGACCCAUACGAAGGAUUGACUGGAAAGGAGCUGCUUGAAGCACAAGGCCUGGAUGAAGGGUGGACAGAGUACAGCCUUCUACUUAUGGAUCGCCCUUCGACCGGGGUAUACAUAACCCCGUUUGGAAAACGUCGACCUAUUGGUAAGAAAAGAGGGCGCCCAGGUAAAAGUCGUAUUGCAGUCUUCAAAUCACCGAGAUUAAAGGAAUUUGAUUGGUUUGUGCCUCAGGCAUCACCCGAACUUCCGGAUGAAGAGACCACUUCGAUAGUUUCUGCAAGCCUGCAGGCGGCAUCCGGGAACCUGUCCAUGGAAACGCGUCCUUGCCGUCCAGUCAGAGCUGUUACCCAGCGGCAAGUAUAUUCUGGUCUUAAUGAGGAUGAGCCGGAGGGUACACCACAGCUGUCCGUCAAUGAUGAAUCGGAUGCGGAAUGGAAUCUGAAGAACCGCCAGGUAACCGGAAAAAGGAAAGCAUCGGACACAGGUGGGCCAGAACCCAUAGUCACAGAAACAGCUCCUCGCCGUCGGAGGGGCAGGCCACCGAAAAAAAGGAAGCAUGAUACUGAAGUGGAAGCUCCAAUCGCACUUACUCCAGAGGCAAGCUCGUUGGUCGACGAUACGGGGUCAAGCAGAACACAGAUGGCGGAACUAUCAAAUUCUGCCCCUGUACCUGUGUUAUUAGAGCAGGAAUCGAUCGUUACCUCUCCUGGAGGUGGACAGGCUACUGCUCCUUGCUUGCUGGCGACUGAAACUCAAGAAACAAUCCCUGACGAAGACCCAGGAGAAACUGAGAUGAAAAAGGAGCCCACAUUUGAUCUAUAUGGCAAUCCUGUCACUGAUAUAGUACAGCCUGGGAAUGAAACUGCAGGAAUUUCAUUAGAGCCCAUUGACGCCACCGUUUCCGAUGCCCAGAAUUCGUUGGAUACCCCUAUCACUAGAGUUGAUGACAUCAAAGGAACUCUUAAGAGAGAUAUCAGAUCUGGUUCUGUGGGCGUACUCAGAAGAAAGAUCCUUCUGGAUAUCCUAGAAAAGGGAGGCGGCCUAUAUCCUAUGGGAAGUGAAGUGUGGUAUCCAUUUACUACUCAGUGGUUGAAAAUGAAUCAAAGCGCAAAACCGGACGCACGAACCGUCAAAAAUGCAAUGAGAACUCUCAUUGAAACUGGGAAGGCCAGGAAGCACACUUUUACUGGGAGAAACUCUAAAGGCCUCAUGGUAACGAAGAGUAUUUUGUCCUUGCCAGAAAUUACAGGAAACCAUCCAAAAUUAAGAGCCAUGCAGAAGGAAAUGCUUGAUGCAGACCCCCAGCUUUAUCUACCCCUAGAAGUUGAAAUCGAUCCAGAGUUGAGAAAAUCGAAUCGUGGAUUCUUAGGAUACGGCGUUAAACUUCCUGAUAUUGAUGGGGAAGUUAAUGUAACACUUCAUCAACCCCCAGCUACAACGCGCAAACAGCCAUCUAGGGCGAGAAGGCGAUGGAAAAUGAACGACUUUGAAGGCGAACUCUUCGAGUUUGAUAUCAGAGAACUAUCAUUCCCUUUUGACUCUCCUCCAAUUGAACGUCUGGAGAGUAUACAGCGAUUGGCACAAGGGCGUUCGUAUUUGGCUUCUUUUGGCUCAUCAACCCCUGGUAUCUCCUCCCAACACACGAGGUAUCCCGUAUCUGCAUUGCCGACAACAUCAAAAACUAGAUACAUGAUAACUCCUGAGUCAAUGCUCAUGUGUCCGCUGCAGGUAUAUCACUCAUCUACAGGGACUUUUGGAACAGGUGCCUAUAUUCCUGGUAAAUAUAGGGUAUAUCCUAGGCAUCAUCGCCAACAGGAUAUGAUACGACCGGAAAAUCUAGCGAGCAUCCUAUCCCAAAGAGAUAAUUGCAAGUUUGAUCGCUCGAAAUUUUCUGACCCGGUAUCCAACCAGUUCUUUUAUGACGUUGACAGGAUCAAAUACUGGGAGCACCGAUGUCCAGAAGUAUUUGACAUGCCGAACGAUGAUUUUGUUUUCAUAAAUCAUACCAUUGAUGAACUCCCAGAAUGUCCACCUCUGGAAGGUGUAAUACAGUUUGAAAGCGACGCCACGUCUAUUACUGAGAUGGAGCUCACACGAAGACUAACAAGACAGUUAGCUAGGAGAUAUCAACCUCCCGAAGUUGCCCUUGCGCGCCAUUUUGGCUCUGAUCGGAGGCAGCGAUGGAGGGAAGGGGAAACAUACACUGAGACCACACGGAAACUUACCCAGCUACAGGAACCAAAAUCGGCUGGUGACGCAGAUAAAAUUAAGAAUCAGAAGGCAAGGCGUGUUAACUCUUUACCGGCGAAGGUAGCUCAGCGGCUUAUGGUAGCUAUGGUUGUCAUCCGCACCCUUGCCGGAGGAUUAGAAGGAAGAAUGGUUGAGUGGGCCUUGAUUGCCCCCUUAUUCCCGGAUUAUACCCCCAAAUUCAUCCAUGACCGCGGGAGAUUGUUAACAGGGAGGCAUAGACUGCAGCUGUCGAAAAUGCAAAGUGAUUUUCAGGAGAAGUUUGCAGAUGCCUACGAAAGGGGAGAAGUGCCACCAAUCAAUUUCGAUAAUCUAGAAUCUUAUGACUGGGAAUGGAUUGUGGACUGGGCAUGCAGGAAUAUGGAAGAGCCUAGUAUGGGUAGGCUACCGAACCUCCCAGCAUCUCGCCAACAAUUCGACAGUCUAUUCGAGAUUCGAACAGAGCCCGGCCAACAAGUUGACGAGAUUUACAACUACACUCCCCCUACUACGAUACCAAGGAAACGAACACUACUGGGAAACCUGUUACUCUCCAGUAACAUAUUUGACGAUCGCUCGCCCAAACCAAGGGCAGCUGAGCUUGAGCUUCUUGACGUGGCAAAGUCCUGGGUUCGUGCUAAUGUCGUAACUCCUGAAGAGACUUAUAAGCCAGUAGAAGCUGGUCAAACAAUGAGGCAAUUUGGCGAGGAUCUCUUGGGAAGAGCAAUCCAAUCCCUCAUAACUGAGCGCGUUAUCUCUAUGGGUAACAAGGGCCGAGUAGCUCCUGGACGCAAUUUCGAUCUUACAGAGCAGUUCCUUGGUGCCCUCACACGCAGACGCCCCGUUGAAUUAACCCAGCUAAAACAAGCGUCUUCUUUCAAAACAGAAGUCCUUGAUCCUGCUUUUCUUUCUGAAGGGUGUUAUAACGUGAAGUAUGAGGCGGCGGAUGGUGAUAUAAUUGCUCUGCUUAACCUAGUUGCAAAGGGUCACAUUGUAUUACUACCCAGGGACCCUCCUCGUAACAAAUAUGGGUUAACCGACGGAGGAUACCUUACAAGGCUUAUGGAUAAAGAUAAGCUGCGCUUUAACGUUGAGGUCCACCCAGUCCAAGACCGAUAUUUGUACGGCAACCCAAUCGCCCAGUCAUUAACGGAGAUACCGAUACCAAAAGGCGAUUUGGGUAACUUGUUGAUUAGUAGAGAAUCAUUGACAUCAAUGCCUAAAGUUCCUCUUUGGUUUGAUGUACACUCCCAGUUCGUGAAAAUAGUGUGGGAGCUCGUUUUAAGCGCGGUUGUCGGUGUACUUGUCGCUCGACCGGCCAUUGGAGCUAAAGGGAUAACACGUAUGCUGGAGCCUUGUCUAGCUGAAUGGGAGACACUCUUAGUUCUAGGCUGGCUGGCCGACGUCAGGAUUAUUGAAAGGACGCAAAAUCCAACUGCGAAUCAUGCUGAAGAUAUAGGGUGGGUUGUGGGCGAGUGGUGGUGGAUGGUACUCAGCCCAUCCGAGAAUAAUCAAAUGUAG